AUGUCGUCUCCAAUUGAGUUUAAAGAAGACACCGUCAUUGUUGUUUUUGGAGCAUCUGGUGAUUUGGCUAAGAAGAAGACCUUCCCUGCACUGUUUGGGUUAUAUAGAGAAGGCUUUUUGUCCAAAUCUACAAAGAUUAUUGGGUAUGCUCGGACCAAGCUGACCAACGAGGAAUUGAGGGAACGGUUGAAGCCUUUCUUCAAGACUCCUACGGAGGAGUCGAAGAAGCUUGUUGACGAGUUUUUGAAGCUUUGUUCGUACAUUUCUGGCCAAUACGAUGCUCCAGACGGUUAUCAGGAACUAAACAGUGUGAUUGAGAAACAUGACGAGUCUCGAGGUGUUAGCGAGUCUCACAGACUAUUCUAUUUGGCCCUGCCUCCUUCUGUGUUUACUACUGUGGCUGCCAACCUGAAGAAAUACGCCCACCCGGGUAAAAAGGGUAUUGCCAGAAUCAUCAUCGAGAAGCCAUUUGGUCAUGAUCUCGAGUCGGCCCAGGCUUUGCAGAAGGAACUUGCUCCAUUGUGGACCGAGGAAGAACUCUACAGAAUCGACCACUAUCUUGGAAAGGAGAUGGUGAAGAACCUUGUUCCGUUCCGGUUUGCCAAUAAUUUCCUAUCUGCGUGCUGGAACAAUAAUUUUAUCCGGUCGAUCCAGAUUUCGUUCAAGGAGCCAUUUGGCACUGAGGGCCGUGGUGGCUACUUCGACUCGAUCGGUAUCAUCAGAGACGUGAUGCAGAACCAUCUGUUCCAGGUGUUGACUUUGUUGAUGAUGGAAAGACCUGUUUCUUUCGACGCCGAGGCUGUCAGAGACGAAAAAGUGCACCUGCUCAAGUCGAUCAAGCCGUUCGACAAGAAGAACGUUCUUGUUGGCCAAUACACAAAGUCCGAGGACGGCACCAAGCCGGGCUAUCUGGACGACGAAACAGUCGACCCAAAAAGUAAAUGUGUGACAUUUGCUUGUUUGACUUUGGAGGUGGAUAACGAAAGAUGGCAGGGAGUUCCUGUUAUUCUAAGAGCAGGAAAAGCCUUGAACGACGGUAAGGUCGAGAUCAGAGUCCAGUUCAGAGAAAACUCGAACGGUAUGUUCAAGGACAUCAACAGAAACGAGCUGGUGAUCCGUGUUCAGCCGGACGAAGCCAUGUACAUGAAGAUGAACACCAAGGUGCCAGGAAUCAACACAGGCAUUGCGGUCACCGAGCUGGACCUAUCUUACAAGAGCAGAUACUCUCACUUCUACAUCCCGGAGGCUUACGAGUCGCUGAUUCGCGACUGCUUGCGUGGAGACCACUCCAACUUUGUGAGAGACGACGAGCUGGACAUCAGUUGGGCCCUGUUCACCCCGCUGCUUAAUUACCUCGAAGGCCCAGACGCGCCUACUCCUGAGCCAUAUGCGUACGGCUCCAGAGGUCCGGCCGGCCUCAGAGAGUACCUCACCAAGAACGGAUACGUUUACCAGGACCGCUCCAUCUACCAGUGGCCGGUCACCACUCCUGACGUUUUGGAGUCAAAAUCCAAGCUUACGUAA
Ogataea philodendri is the source of this 1524-nucleotide messenger RNA. RefSeq lists its product as uncharacterized. Gene Ontology annotation, biological process: glucose metabolic process; pentose-phosphate shunt, oxidative branch. Bases 1 to 1524 code for a protein of 507 amino acids. The transcript has a single exon. The record is from RefSeq and is a predicted model, not a curated record. Lineage: Eukaryota; Fungi; Ascomycota; Pichiomycetes; Pichiales; Pichiaceae. Gene Ontology annotation, molecular function: glucose-6-phosphate dehydrogenase activity; NADP binding. Gene Ontology annotation, cellular component: cytosol.